This is a messenger RNA of Linum tenue, 853 nucleotides long. Lineage: Eukaryota; Viridiplantae; Streptophyta; Magnoliopsida; Malpighiales; Linaceae. The record is from the annotation of a GenBank genome assembly.
GUUGUCCGGAUAGCAGUCCUAUAUAAACCUCCGUAUUCCCAGAGUUUUUCGAGUCAUCAUCAUCUCUUGCACUUCCCCUACCAAAGCCCCGCAGCUUAAGUGACAACCAGCAAGAGAUUUACCAAUCAAAGAUGGCGGAGCAAACUUUCAUCAUGAUCAAGCCCGAUGGAGUCCAGAGGGGACUUGUUGGCGAAAUCAUCAGCAGAUUUGAGAAAAAGGGUUUCUUUCUCAAGGGUUUGAAGCUGAUUUCUGUGGAUCGCUCGUUUGCUGAGAGGCACUAUUCCGACCUGUCUGCCAAGCCAUUCUUCAGCGGGCUUGUUGAUUACAUCAUCUCUGGCCCUGUUGUUGCUAUGGUUUGGGAGGGUAAGAAUGUUGUUACCACUGGCCGCAAGAUCAUUGGCGCCACAAAUCCCGCCGAAUCUGCUCCUGGGACCAUCCGUGGCGAUUUCGCAAUUGACAUUGGCAGGAAUGUCAUUCACGGAAGUGAUUCAGUUGAGAGUGGAAGGAAGGAGAUUGCAUUGUGGUUUCCUGAAGGCCCUGUUGCCUGGUCAAGCAGCGUGCACCCAUGGAUCUAUGAGAAUUAAAGUGAUUGCAGCCAUGGCUCCCUCUACUCUAGUGAACUAGUUCCUUCCUCCCUUUGUCGAGGAACUUUUUUUAAGAACAUUUGGUACUGUAUGGCUUGGUUUUGUUUUCGAGCGUGACCGAGCUUUACCUUUUGAUGAAACAUUUAAGUAGCGUCUUUCGUUCGGGAUGAAACUUUUGCUUAUAUCGUACUGUUCAGUUCUGACUUGGAUGUUAAACUCGUGUCUCUUUUAUAAAGACUAGCUUUGUGCCCGGCCUUUGCCUUGGUCUA